CCAGAAAGUGUGGGUCAAAACAAAAGUGCGAACAAAUUCUACCUCAGUAGACAGUAAUGUUCGGAAACUUCUCGUAACCAGUCGAGUAUUUUUGUACGGAUUUUGUUUUCUUGGAGCAAAUGCAGUCAGACGAAGAAGUUGUAGUGCAAAAAACGUUCAAUUUAUCCUUUCACAACAUCUCUUAUCGAAGCAAGAAAAAAGAUGGUUCAGUGAAUGUUAUUCUCAACAAUGUGUCCGGUUCGUUUAACUCUGGGCAGAUGGCCUGCAUUCUGGGACCCUCCGGAGCAGGCAAGUCAAGUUUUUUAAACGUCCUGAGCGGUUACAGAAAAUCCGGGGUUUCCGGUCAGCUACGAAUCGAUGGUUCAAUUUUAUCGAGUCGACAUAAACGAAAGUUGAUUUCCUAUACGCCGCAGGAAGCCAGCCUCUGGAUGAAUCUUACCGUUGACGAAAGUAUUAACUUUGCGGCAGACUUUAAACUGCCCGCAACGGUGCCUAAAGAAACUAAGCGUGCUGGUAAUCGAAAGUUAUUGGAAGUUCUUGGCUUAGAUAAAUGUUCCAACACACUGGUAAAAAAUCUUUCCGGUGGGGAAAUGAAACGACUCGCCAUAGGAGUUGAGUUGGUUUCCGAUCCCAGAGUCAUGCUCUUGGAUGAACCUACAAGUGGAUUAGACACGGUCACUUCUUAUCAGGUAUUGAGUUACGUUCAAAGCCUAGCAUUUGUGCAAAAUAGGGUCAUAAUAUGCGUUGUACAUCAACCCAGCUCCAACCUUUUAAGAUUAUUCGAUGGCGCAUUAGUUCUCUCCAAGGGUAGAGGGCUUUAUUGUGGACCAUUGACAGAUAUGAUUAGCACUUUUGGAACGGUCGGUUUGGAGUGUCCUGUGUCGCAUAGUCCGGCGGAUUUCGCACUGGAGGUAGCUUGCCUAGACCACGAAGAUGACAGGCUGCAGCAAUUACUGGCUAAUGAGGAAGAAAAACCGUUGAAGAUUUGCACUGAAAGUAGAAUCUCGUCAGAUCCCGAAGAUCAAAGGACAUAUAUGCUUAGCACACGGCAACAGCUCGCUGUUCUGCUGAAGAGAACAAUUCGCUGCACACUGAGAGACAACUACAAUGUAAAGGCUCGCACUAUCAUAAGUGUACUAAUCGCUAUACUAACAGGAAUUGCAUUUUACGAUACGGGAAACAAUGUGGCGAAAAUUUUGUCGAAUACCUCUGUGCUCCUGGUAGUUGUUUAUAGCGUAUACUUUACCUGUGCUUUUUCGGCAAUCCUCACGUUUCCGCUGGAAUCAUCUGUUUUCAUUCGAGAACACAAAAACAACUGGUAUUCUCUGUCACCCUACUAUUUCUCCAAGCUUUUGGUGGAAGCACCAGCACUGAUUCUCUCUACAACGGCAGCGUUUCUCAUAAUGUACUUCUUAACCGGACAACCAUUCGAAAUCCGAAGACUGCUGGCUCUGUGGAUCACAUCCAUUAUAUCUGGUUGGGUUGCCCUGCUGUUAGGCCUCCUUAUGGGCAAUAUGUAUCCGAUGAAAACGUCGGUGUUUCUUACCAUUCUGGUAAUCAUACCGGGCAGUUUGUUCUCUGGGUUUUUCGUUACGCUGAAAGAUAUGCCCCCGCAUAUGAAACCAUUGACAUUCGUUUCGUUCGUGCGCUACAGCAUGGAAGGUGCCGUUAACGCUAUUUACGGUUUCGACCGGAAGGAUAUGGAGUGCCGAGAUGUGUUCUGCUACUUUACACUGAGAAAAUUUCUGGCCUUUUUGGGUAUGCCCGAGCUCCAGUGGAUUUAUGACAUUUUGGGCUUGGUGGUUUGGAGUUUGAUCUUGCAGCUCGUACUGUAUGUUAGUUUGUUGAAACGAACCAAGAGGGAUGCAUAGGCUUUGAACAGUACAGA
This is a messenger RNA of Malaya genurostris, 1888 nucleotides long. RefSeq names its product ATP-binding cassette sub-family G member 4-like. Gene Ontology annotation, cellular component: plasma membrane. NCBI's taxonomy places the organism in Eukaryota, Metazoa, Arthropoda, Insecta, Diptera, Culicidae. The record is from RefSeq and is a predicted model, not a curated record. The transcript is spliced from 7 exons. Bases 120 to 1871 code for a protein of 583 amino acids. Gene Ontology annotation, molecular function: ABC-type transporter activity; ATP binding; ATP hydrolysis activity.